Pollicipes pollicipes is the source of this 1679-nucleotide messenger RNA. Its product is annotated as RNA-binding protein 34. Gene Ontology annotation, cellular component: nucleolus. Gene Ontology annotation, molecular function: RNA binding. Lineage: Eukaryota; Metazoa; Arthropoda; Thecostraca; Pollicipedomorpha; Pollicipedidae. Bases 324 to 1583 code for a protein of 419 amino acids. The transcript has 2 exons. The record is from RefSeq and is a predicted model, not a curated record.
GCACAUGGGCGUGUAAAUCUGGCAUGCAAUGCUUUGGGCACGGGUUUUUUAUUACUCUCUGAGGGUUUGAGUUUGCAAUGUCGCAGGACGAGACCGACGAAACAACCUCCAGUUGGCUGUCUAUUGAAGGUCGACUCACGUCAUCUGUAAUAGUUUCAAGCUGGUAUUCAUAGUGUCUUCAAAACAUUCGCAAGCUAUGGCUGUAAAGGAAGUGAGGAAAGUCAAAAAGCCAAAAAAGGUAAAACUGAAACAAAAACUGUCUGCUAGUGACAUCAAACCCCCCAAGAAACCCAAAGUAGUGAGUCUUCUGGAGGGUGGUAAAAAUGCAAAGUCCACCUGAUUCUAAAGCUGGCAGGAAGCAGAAGGAGCAUGUUUUGGGUGGUGAUGACAUCAUCAGUCAGGGAGACCAGCCAAGUGAGGCUGGCUGUGAAGCAACGGAGCCAUCACCUGCUCCAGAAGCAGGAAAGCAGCGGCAGUCAAAGAAAGGCGAAAACCCAGUAAAGCCGAAGAAUUUAGUCCACGAAAGACGCACUGUGUUCGUCGGCAACCUGCCGUUGGGGGUGCGCCGCGCCGAGGUGCGGAAAUUCUUCAUGCAGUACGCGCCGGUGGAGUCUCUGCGCUUGCGGAGCGCUCCCCGGUUGGACAGCAAGAAGCCUAUCCGCAUGUCGGUCAUCACGAAACGCUUCAGUACCGAGCGGUCCUCGUUUAACGCGUACGUGCGCUUCGUCAGCGAGGAGGACGCGGCGCGCGCGGCGGCCGCGGCCAACGGCGUGCUCUUCAAGGAGCACCGGCUGCGCGUGAACGCCUCCAUGUCGAGCGAACGGCCCGACCCGCGCCGCGCCGUCUUCGUCGGCGGCCUCCCUUUAAACGUGGAGGACGACCACCUGUGGGCCCACUUCGGCGAGUGCGGCGACAUCGUCAGCGUACGCGUCAUCCGCGACUCACUCUCGUCGGUCGGCAAGGGCUUCGGCUACGUCAACUUCGGCGACGAGCAGGCGGCGCACCGUGCGCUCAAGCUGAAUGGUAGCGAGAUGGGCGGGCGCCACAUUCGCGUGCAGAAGUGUCAUGCCACGGCCAAGCCCAAGGUAGACCGCACCACCGGCAAGAAGCUGCGGAGGGAGAAGGGCGCGGAGGGCGAGGGCGAGGGCCCGCGGCCGCUGCGGCCGCCCGACAAACUGGCGCCCGUCAGCAGCUUCUCCGGCGACGCCACCGCCGAGUCCAAGUCGUCGCUGAAGAAGAAGAAGAAGAAAAAGGAGCGCUGGGACGACGCGAAGCGCCAGAAACGGAACUUGGCGCAGAGCCUCAGCAAGACGAUCGCGCCGGCGGCUGGGGCGAGGAGCAGCAUGGCGGCUCCGACUACCGCACCGGCUGUCAAGGUCGGGGGCGUGCUCCCACAGAGUAAGAAGAUCAAGUUUGACUUUGACAAUGAGACAGACACGGCUAGUGAUAAGAAAAAGGACGCCGAAAAGAUGAAGGCGAUCAAAUUAAAGAAGGAGGCGAAGCGGAAAAAGAAAAGUAAGGAAAGCCUGGCCAAGAAAAAGAGGAGUGUUGUUGAACCGCUAACUAAUAUUUUGCCAUCAUAAGCAACAACACCAUCUUGUUUAAGUUUGCGGUACCCAAGAGAAGUGCAUGCAUACAUCUGCCCGAUAAGUUCAAUAAAGAUGAAUUUCAUCUUCAUA